Molecule: messenger RNA, 878 nt
Organism: Aphanomyces astaci
Lineage: Eukaryota; Oomycota; Saprolegniomycetes; Saprolegniales; Verrucalvaceae
Exons: 2
Coding region: 24-737 (237 amino acids)
Molecular function (GO): oxidoreductase activity, acting on the CH-OH group of donors, NAD or NADP as acceptor
Source: RefSeq, a predicted model, not a curated record
GUUCCCUGGGUGCUGUUAACACGAUGGCCAUCGAGAGUGCCAGACAACGACGGGUGCUUAUCACUGGCGCGAACCGAGGCAUUGGCUUGACCUUGGCCAAACACUACAACGCGACAGGAUGGAAUGUCGUCGCUGCCGUGCGCAAUCCCGCGGCGGCUUCCGAGUUGCAUGCCCUUCAAGUGGAAUCCAUUCUCACGCUUGACGUGUCCAAUGAAGAGUCCAUUCAUGCAGCCGCCUGUACCUUGGGCGCUGAUGUUCCCAUUGACUUGCUCAUCAACAACGCAGGGGUGUUGACGAGAGACUCGCUUGCUAGUGCGACGAAGGCCGAGUUGCUCCGCCAGUUUGAGAUCAAUGCGGUCGGUCCUUUCCUCGUCGCUCGAGCGUUCCUUCCAAACUUAGAACUCGCCGUGGCUACGUCUGUGAGACCCCCGAUCCUCGCGAACGUGUCGUCCAUCGUGGGCAGCAUGUCCCUCAACACAACGGGCCAGAAUUACGGGUAUCGAUCGUCCAAAGCAGCAUUGAAUAGCUUGACCAAGUCGCUGUCUGUGGAUUUGGGGGCGCGAGGCAUCUGUUGCCUGCUUUUGCAUCCUGGAUACGUCCAAACGGACAUGACGGACCACCGCGGCGACAUGGACGUCCACGAGAGCAUCGCGGGGCUCGCGGCGGUGUUGGCCAAGGCCACGUUCGACGACAAUGGAACGUUCUUCCACACAAACGGAUCGGUGAUUCCGUGGUAACUUAGCGUCCAGUGUCAAGGGGGGUCCAUGUAAAUAUCAGUUUAGUUCAUCAUCAGGCGUUGGAUCCUUUGUGAGAUGUCCAUUCACAUGAUGUGCCAAGUUCAAAGUGAUAGAAUUCAGUGGCCAUAUUACGACCCUGUG